Zerene cesonia (dogface butterfly) is the source of this 2466-nucleotide messenger RNA. It is a transcript of the gene GCC88, whose product is annotated as GRIP and coiled-coil domain-containing protein 1. Lineage: Eukaryota; Metazoa; Arthropoda; Insecta; Lepidoptera; Pieridae. The transcript is spliced from 12 exons. The coding region runs from base 172 to 2034 and encodes 620 amino acids. Gene Ontology annotation, cellular component: Golgi apparatus. The record is from RefSeq and is a predicted model, not a curated record.
AAAUAGAAACACUUCAGUCUUGAAGCCCUCUUCGUUGUAAUAAUUUUUAAUAAUUAAUUAUUUCGCUGCAAUUUCUUACAUUCUGAUCUAUUUUCUUAAAAUUUUCAAAUCGUUACUGACACUUUUUUCAACUUACUAUGUAUAUUGGAUAAUCAUAUUACAAGUGCUAUAAUGGAGUCAUUAUCAAAACAAGAGUUGAUAUCAACAAUUACAAAACAAGCUGACCAAAUAAAGCGUUACGAAGCACGCCUAAGAGAUGUGGUAGCAGCAUACAAGGGCUUAGCUAAAGAGAAGGAGGCAUUAGAAACAAGUUUAAAGGCAUUGAAUAAGACAGAAAACGAUGAAGUUUCAGCAUCUGACGAUUCCCUUGCGGCUCUCACUCUUUCUCUGUCAACACUCACAGCAGAGAAGUCUAGAAUGGAAGAGGCCUUUCAGGCGGAUAAGAAAGUCACUAGAGAGAAGUAUGAAAAUAUGAUAGCAUCAAUGCGAGAGGAAACUAAAGCAUUGGUGCAGCAACACAUAACAGAAGUAAAUAAUUUAAAAGCUAAAAUCGCAUACGAAAUUCAGGAAAGAGAGAAAGAGAGGGCGAAUCAUUCUGCCAUGCUGAAAGAACUCCACAUGAAAUUAAAUGAUGAGAGGAAGUCAAAAGAAAAACUUGAAGAUAAAGUGGUGCACUCAAAUGAGGCUCAAGCUUCCCAAUCUGAGCUGGAAAAGCGUGUUCGAGAUUUGAGCAGUAGUCUAGAAGCCUCCCAGCGUCGUCUGCAGCGCGCCGAAGCGAGGACGGUGGAAACACCAGCUCUGCUGGUGCGGCUGCAGCAGAAACUGGCUUUGCUGGAACAGUCGCACUCUGUUGCUAUACGUGAGGAACAAAUAAAAGUGAAACGUGCAGAAGAAUCGGCGAGGAAAAUCUGCGCUAGGCAAGAGGAAAGGGUCGCGCUGUUAGAAGGAAAACUGGCAGAAUUGUCUCAAACCAUCGGAGAGUAUGACUUGCAGAGGCGAAGGGACCAACAGAUCAUACAGCAACUGCGUGAUUCCGUUAAUGGCAGGAUUCUGGACAGAAUGUCUAGCAGUCGGAGUAUUGAGGACACGCAGAAAAGCGAAACGGACAACGAAAAGCUAGCAGACACGGAAUACCUGCAAACCCUCAUCGACAAAAUUCACAUCCUCAAAAAGGAACUGAUAGCAGAGAACAAAAAAUUGGGCAAUCCAAUAGACAUAUCAACCAUCCUAAACAUAGACACGUUCGACCAUGUGCACUCCAAAUGUAAGAGGGACUAUGAUAUUUUGAAAAUGGAAUUCGACAGUUAUAAAGAGAGUGUCAAGAAUAGUCUCGGUGGGGAUAGAGAGAGCGAGAUAGCGAGCCUGAAGAGUGAGAUAGUUGUAUUGAAGGAUAAAGCUGAGACGUUCCAAUUGAUGCUCGAACAAGAACAGCAGGACAAGGCUGAUUCGUUGAAGUUGCAAGAGGAGAAAUUAAAAAGCGAACAAGAGUACCACAAAGAGAUAGUCGCCGACCUGCGCGCGCGCAUACAAACGCUCGAGAAGCACGUGCAGACGCAGCGCGAGAGAUACUCCACGCUGCUGGAGGAGACGGAUAACCUCAUCCGCUCGAGGAACGAGAGGUCCCGGAGGGUCAGCUCGGAGGAGGGCUGGAAGGAGGGACAGGCUUUGAAUCAGGACAAAAGCGCACUCCCGCAUAUGCUGCACUAUGCGCACGAGUUGGCGCGGAAAGACCUCGAUAUCACGCAACUGAGGAGGGAGAAACACGUUCUCGAAGGGCAAUAUAGGGAUUGUCAACGCGAAGCGACUAUAGAGAAGGAACGAUUUAAAGAAGUCAUUAGAACUUUGAAGGAAGAAAUAGACAGGUUACGUCGCAUCCAGUCCCGCGAGGGCGCUAACCUGGAGUACCUCAAGAACGUGGUGCUAGCGUACCUCCUGUCCGCGGACUACGCCGGGCGGAAGCACAUGUUGAACGCUAUUGCAGCUGUCCUGCAUUUUACUACUACCGAACGGAAUAUGGUGCUGAAAACGCUGUAGAAAGAGAUGGAAAUAGCAGGAAGAGGCGUGGCUGAAAGAGAUGUCAAUGGGAGGGAGAGACGUGGGUGUAAGAGAUAGAUAUAAAAGGGAGGGGCUUGGGUGAAAGACAUGGAAAUAAGAGAGAGAAGCGUGGGUAGAAGAGAUGGACAGAGAGAAUUAAAUACGGAGAGAACUGAAAAUAUCCAUGGCAUUCCAUAAAGCAUUGGAAGUUUCUUAAAUAUGUUGAAUAGAAAUAUCUAUGCAAUAAUUAGAAGAAGAACCUCAUUAUUUCAGAGGGAGACAGAAGAAAAAAAAGAAAGAAUAAGACCUAUUGUAAAUAUUUAUUUUCUAGAAAGUGUGCUUAAAUUCUAAGCUAUAGUUAGAGAAAGAUGGAGAGAGAAAAAAUACAUGAGUAAAUGUUUUGUACGGAAUAAAAUUUCAAGAUACCAAUGA